AUGGGUCUGGGAAUUCUCGAGGACAAAGUUCUGGACCACGUUCCAGGAACCACCCGAUAUUUCGAUGAUCCCGAGCGACCUCAGUACGCUGCAGACGGCGCCGCUAAAGGCCUAAAGUGCGACGCCAGCGGGCCGGUACCCAUCAUCCUCGUCCCCCAGCCGUCCGACGACCCAAAUGACCCUCUGAACUGGCCGCUAUGGAGGCGUGAUCUCAUCACCUUUAUCCUCUCUAUGACGGCCAUCUUCGCGACCUGCCUGGGCCCUAUUCUCGCCGCAAACACCUUAACGCUCACCUUUCACUACCAGGUGCCCUUUACCAAGAUUGCUGCCUUGACAGGCUGGUACCUGCUUGGUGUGGGCAUCGGCGCCUUCGUCUUUGUACCGACCGGUCGUAUCUGGGGCAAGCGUCACUUGUUCGUUGCUGGAACUGCUAUGUUAGUGGCCACAGCAGCCUGGGGAGGUGCGUCUUACGGUAAAGACAAGUACACGUCCAUGGUCUGGGCCAGAGUCUUUCAGGGAGUGGCGACAGCGCCGUUUGAAUCGCUCGUCAACGCAGCGGUGGGCGAUCUAUACUGCGUUCAUCAGAGAGGUAUUCGCAUGGCAUUUACUAACCUUGCUGUCUUCGGUGGUGCUUUCUUCACCCCAAUCCUGGUCGGAAAGAUCACCCACAGCAUCGGCUGGCAAUGGACCUUCUAUUUCGUCGCCAUCUUUUGUGGAAUAUGCCUGCCACUCAUCUACUUUCUCUGCCCCGAGACGGCCUACCGUCGGGAUACAGCCUUGAACCUUGAUCUACUGGACAAGGACCAGCCUAUUCCAUUAAAGAAAAAAGAGAACAGGACAACAACGGCGACACAUAAAGAAGAACAUGACGGCGAUCUCUAUGUGGUUGAAGCUCACGAGAACAGUCAGACUAACAAAAUCGGGGAGCCUGUCGGAUUUACGGUUGACAAGCCCAUCCCGCCCAAGGCAUCAUUCACCCAAUCCUUGGCCCUGUUCAACGGACGCAAGACGGAUGAGCAGUUUUGGAAGCUGUUGCUGCGCCCUCUACCACUCUUCUUACAGCCAGCCUUUCUCUGGGCCUGCCUGAUCCAAGGCUGUAUGAUCGGCUGGACUGUUUUCAUUGGCGUUAUUCUGGCUCAGUUUUUUCUCGCCACACCAUUGUGGUGGGGUGAAGUCGAGACAGGCUACGCCUACACAGCGGCAUUCGUCGGCGCCAUCAUCGGUUUCGUUAUCGCCGGUGUACUUUCAGAUUGGUCGGCCAAAAUGAUGACCAAAUGGAACAACGGCGUGUACGAACCAGAGUUCCGCAUUGUGCUCGUUAUCCCGCAGAUGAUUUUAGGCUGUGCUGGUCUUUACGGUUGGGGCAAAACCGUGGAUGGGCUGCUGCACGAAAAGUACCAUUAUGUCGUCCCGCUCACUUUUUUUGCUCUUGAAGUCGCGGGUAUGGUCAUUGGCGCAGUUUCUAGCUCACUUUACAUUGUGGAUGCCUAUCGCGACUUGGCUAUUGAAGGCUUCACCUGCAUGAUAGUCUUCAAGAACAUCUUCAGUUUCGGAUUGACGCUUCGGGCGUUCGAGUGGCUUGUCCAAACGAACACAAAAGCGACACCGCUGUUCAACGCUGUCGCCUCUGUUCAGGUGGCAAUUUGCAUGUUGAGUAUCCCGAUGUAUGUCUUUGGGAAGAGGAUCCGCAGCUUCUUCCAUCGUUAUGAUAUACUUUCGUUAUGCAGGGUCAGGUAA
Molecule: messenger RNA, 1737 nt
Organism: Thermochaetoides thermophila DSM 1495
Lineage: Eukaryota; Fungi; Ascomycota; Sordariomycetes; Sordariales; Chaetomiaceae
Exons: 4
Coding region: 1-1737 (578 amino acids)
Biological process (GO): transmembrane transport
Molecular function (GO): transmembrane transporter activity
Source: RefSeq, a predicted model, not a curated record